AUGUAUCGGUCAUCAGGGACUCAGGACCGACAAUUCCGUGAACUUGGUGAGAAUUCAGAGUUGAAAAAAUUCCAUGAAUAUUUGAAAAAAGAGGUGCAGGUCAUUCUUAACAGACAUGGGAUUGCUCCAAGCAGAGAAACAGUGGAGGAUCCUCCAGGCAUUGGUAAACGUGGAGGGCGUAUGAAGACGUCACGUGGUGCAGAUACUGGUUUCAUCAAUAGCCUGAAAAAACAAUGGAGCACAUUAAAACAGUUGGUGGAGUCUCUAGAGGUUCAAGCUUCCCAGGCAAAUGCCGGACAUGUUAUAAGUGUGACUGAUCACGAGAAAGAGUUAACAAGGCUAAGGGAGGAAAUUAUAACUCUGAAGGAGGAACUGCAAAUGAGCAAAGAACUGAUUAGCCAGCAGCAGCAGCUUCUACAGGAUCAGCUGUUGCCAAAGCCUGGUGAAUCGGUCUCCUCACCUUUAUGGGAUGCAUAUUUUCUGGAAGAGCAACUAAGGUUAGAGCAGGAUAGAGAGGCAUUUGAAGAGCAGAAACUGGCCUUCCAAGAUGAGAGGGAAAAAUUCACAGAAGCAGCAAUUCGUCUGGGACGGGAGCGCUUACAGUUCAAGUCGGACCAAGCUCUCUUCAUAAAGCAGCAAUUCCUGAAUAUGACUCCUGGCCUGGGUACGCCCCCUUGGAAGAAUACUCCUCCUUGGUCUGCACUUACUCCAGAUAGUGUCAAACGUUCUCCACGCCAUCCUAAAGUGAGCUUUACUCCCUAUGGUACAAACAAAUCGCAGAGCAAAGUUGGCACUACUCUAGACCCUGCGACUCCCAGUACUGCAGAACUGUACAGAGUCUUGAGACUGGCACCUCCCAGCAGGUGUACUGCAGAAUCACAGAGACCUGUGAGGAGCAUAAAGAGAGAAGAAAUAAAGCCUGAACGUGCCCAGAGAUGGAGUGACAGCUUGUCUUCUAUGAGUGAAUCUUCCGAGCCAGAAGCUUUGCCUCAAUCUAUGCUUCCUCUUAAAAGUAUGACGCCAUAUCUCCGUCCCAGACAAACACCCCUGUCUCUUCCUCGUAAUGCAUAUGAUUCGCUGACUCCCAGCACUGCAAACCUGUUUCGGAUGCGAAAACUGACUCCUUCUACCAGAAGAGGACUAGAGUUGGUUCUGAAGAUGAUUGCACCCAGUCUAGAGAUGAAAAAAGAGAAACCAUGGAAGACCAAGAACAUUCAGUCUGUGAGGAGAGAGCAUGUUGUAGAGAAAGCUCUGAAAUCCUUGAACAGGACUCCCUAUGUAAAACGUCCUCUGUCCAUGAGCGGGAUACUAAAUACUAUAAGGAAGUAUCUUCUCCUAUAG
Molecule: messenger RNA, 1341 nt
Organism: Bombina bombina (fire-bellied toad)
Lineage: Eukaryota; Metazoa; Chordata; Amphibia; Anura; Bombinatoridae
Product: afadin- and alpha-actinin-binding protein-like
Exons: 9
Coding region: 1-1341 (446 amino acids)
Source: RefSeq, a predicted model, not a curated record